AGAAGAUUCCGAGUUAUCUGCAGCAUGAUUAGUCGCCAGGCAGCUCGCUUAAGUGGCCGGUCAGUGGGCCUAUAAUACUCAUUCCCGAUCGCUGGCCUCUGAGAGCUGCGCAGUCCGGGCUUAAAACGAGAUUAGCACGAUUUUGACCGCAGUAAUGACGGCUCGCAGGCUUAGCGGGCACCUCGAGCUCAAUGUCAACGAACAAAGCAACAAAGAUCGCGCAGAUGGGGCGAGUCAGUUGAUCCUGUCAUAAUGCUGCUGCUGCGAGGCGAUUUAGCACCCGCGCGCAUAGAUCCAACGACGCUCAGUAAAAUUAGCAGCCUCGGUGCUCCGGGCGCACAGAAAAGCGCUUUGUCGAAGCCGACGAGCGAGGCAGGCCGAGGCAGGGCACUCUGGUGGACCCACGUCGGGCUCGAGCUCGCAGGUGCAGUUAUUGCCCCGUGCUUCGAAGCCUGGAGAAGGAUAAUUUAGCAUCACAGAUGGAGGCGAGGCGCUCGUACUAAAGAUGGGGGCACCCGGGAACAUGGCAUAUGCACCCGAGGGCCAAUCGCGAGCUGCGAACGUCGACUACAUGUGGCCUACUCUAGCCUCGGUCGCGUCUGCGCGCUCGUGAAUGGCUCCCACCUCUCGUCCAGUGUCGAGUCCGGGUCCGAGUCUCCUGCGUCCAUCUGGUUGAGGUUGGUGGCUCUUUAUGACGCGAACGGGAAUUCGAGCUGGGAUCCAAAAUUAGCGACGGUUUUCAAACGACCUGAUUAGUCCUCCAGAGUUUAGGUCGCAACAUUUUCCUCGCGGCAAUGUGCACUCACAUCCGCUGCCCCAAUUCGUCGAGUUUCUCGGCUUCCUGUUCGAUAUCCUCCGCUCGACGACCCCCGUCUGCACAUUAUCCCUCCACCUCCACCUCCACCUCCACCAUCUCCUCCCCUCUUGACCUCUCUGCCUCCCCUCCCUCCCUGCGAGCUCCGACAGUGCCCCUUAUUCACUGUCACUCGCUUUUCCUCGUACGAUAUCCCUCUCCUGACCUCGACCUCCCUGCGCCUGCGUAGUUACUCCCCACGCACGCCCCGGCCUCGACUGUGAAUUUCACCUCUCCGUAAUCUGCAUCCCCAUCCCAUGCCCUGCUCCUCUUCUGCUGCACCGGUCGAGGCUGAUCGCACCACGUCCCUUGGCGUCUCUGCCUAGCACGAGGAAGAGAUCAGGUCGUGGGUCUGUCAGGUUUUGCGCCGAGUGUUCCGUCGGGCUCCUCGCCUUGAGCUGCUGAUUGCUCGUCUCGAAAGUCGACCACCAUUGCUCGAUCUUUAACUCCAUGGCACCGGAAGAGUUUGCCGUUGGCCUGGUGUCAGAGGCGACGUCGAACCUGAUCCAUUACCUGAUGGAAGUCAGAUUUGCGAAGCAGCACAACAAAAUUAUCGUGCGGAAAAUUGACCUCAUCGUGACCACUCUGAACAGCAAUGUGCUGCUUUUGAAACAGAAGCUCCCCGUCAAAGUCUACGGAGACGCACUCGGCUCCCUGACAGAGAAGCUCAAGGAGGCCACGGACUUCGUGCAGUCUCGCCAGAAGCAGGGUUCGUUUCAAACGAUGUGGGACGAUCAGGAGACGGAAGAAGAGCUGGAAUCCAUGCGCCAGAGGCUCGUGUCCGCGUACCAGAUGGCAGUCUUCAUCACCAUACUUGACGUGGCCGUGGAUGGAAACCGGAGGACGAACCAAUUCCAGUACAGGAUGAUGGAACUCUCGUCUGCAUACUCCGUGGACUCCAAGGCCGUGGGUCGAGAAGUCCGAGAGCUGCUCCAACCACUGGUUAUGGGAAAGCGCAGGCAGGACGAGAAAUUGGAGGAAGUUUUCGCCCUGGUCAAGGACUUAGAGCGCAGCGAUGGGAACGAGGAUGCCGAGAGAUUCUUCAAUGUGGUGCUGCAAAACAUCGAAUCUCUGACGCACAUCCAGGAGAACGCCAUGGAUCUCGUCAUCACAGAGGACGAUGUAGACGAAUUUUACGACCCAAUCACGUGCGAGCUCAUGUGCGACCCCGUGAAGGGCAGCGAUGGCCGCACAUACGACCGAUGGACCAUUAUAGACAACGACAUUACGCAGAGCCCUUUCGACCCGAGGAACGACAGGCCCUUCUCCAUUCUGUGUGACGACAUAAACGUGCGCGGGCGUCUGUUUAAGAAAUUUCACGCCACUGGCGUCGAGACCAAAUUUCGGGAACGUCGCCAGGCAUAUCGAAACCAGGCCUUCCAGCUUGCCAAAGACGGCCACGAAGCCGAGGCUCUUGUCGCGCUGGAGAAUGUGCUCAAAUGGGCCUACAACGAUAAAGUAUGUCAAGAGCUCCGCGACGCAAUUGCUCCCAGAAUUGAACACCAAGCACCGAAACCGCAGAAGCUGACGAGCUCCGCGCACCUCGAGAAAGUCAAGCAAAGAGUUCAAUGGGAGACUCUCCAAGAUCAUCUCGUGCGCGUGGAGGAGGAUAUGACGACGAAGGGAAAACCGAUUCCUGACCAGCUGCUGGAGAGUCUCAUUCGACUGCUACCCGAGAAAGUAAUGAAAUCGGAAGGCGUGCAGUACGAUGUAGUGAGAGCCUUCGCCCUUCUGUGCCAGUACCCCGCCAACUGGAAGAAGGUAGCGUCAUAUCCCGGAGCCCUGAAGAAGCUCGUGAGUCUGCUGUCCCGGGAGGUUCCCAGGAGUCUUCUGUACGAGGCAGUCAGGGCGUUCCGAAGCUUAACCGGGGCCCAGGAUAAUCGGAUGAAGCUGGCAUCGUACCCGGGAGCUCUGGAAAAUCUCAUGCAGCUGCUGGCCGAGGGGUCGGGAGUGUCGGAGAACAUCCAAGUGCAUGUCAUUGCUGCGUUCCUGAAUUUGACAGUGGCCGAGGAGACUGGAAUAGGAAUCAUAGCGUGUCCAAGUGUGCUGGAGAGACUGGUGGACCUGCUGUCUCGAGACGUGUCGGCGAGCAUUCAAUCCGAAGCUGCCAAGGCGUUCCGGAAUCUGGCAGCAGAGCCUGAGAACAUGGCCAAAAUGGCUGCUUACCCCGGAGCCCUCCAUGGGCUGGUUAGGCUCAUGUCCAGGGAAGUUCCAGUGAGCAUCCAAUUCGAAGCGGCCACGGCAUUUUAUUACCUGACUUGGUCUGAUAACAACACAAGGGUCAAGCUUCUGGAGUUCCCGGGGGCUUUGGAAAGGCUGGUGGGUCUGCUGUCCACAGAUGUUCCUCUGAGAGUGCAGAGCGAGGCGGCCAAAGCGCUACAAAAUCUCUCCUGCACGCCCUCCAACAUCUCCAAGAUUGUUGCCCACCCGGGAGCUUUUCAGGGCUUGGUGGAAUUGCUGUCCGAGGUUGAGCAGGUGCCUGAGAGUGUGCAGCUGCCCGCAACGAUUGCUCUGGCGAACAUCGUCACGGCAGAAGACCACUACGAGAAGCUGAUAACAUUUCCGGGAGCUCUUGAAACGCUCGUGAGGUUGUUGUCUAAGGACGUCCCCGUCAGUGUGCAAACCGAGGCGGUGAAAUCUCUUCGGGCGCUCAGCUCUGCUCCCCAAAAUCUGACGAUGAUUUUUACACACCCCGGGACUCUUCCCGGCCUGGUGACCAUGCUCUCGGCCGAUGCUCUGGAAGAGGCUCAACUCUACGCAGCCACAACUUUUGCCAAUUUAGCUCUGGCCGAAAAGUACAGGGCGCCCAUUGUUUCAUUCCCCGGGUUUCUCGAGAGAAUUGUGCGGCUGUUAUCGCCAGAGGUCCCGGCCGGGCUCCAGAUCGAAGCUUCAAAGUGUCUUGUAAAUGUCUGCUUAGAGAAUGAGAAGAAUAAGGUUAAGAUAGCGAGCUUCCCUGGAGCUCUAGAAAAGUUAGUAGGAUUGUUGUCUAUAGAAGUUCCCGAGGUUCAGUUCCAAGGGGCAAGAGUUUAUGCCGUUCUUGCCACUGCGGAGAAGAAUAAGAAAAAGUUAGCCUCGUACCCGGGCGCCCUAAAAAAGCUAGAGGAGCUGUUAGCUGAAAACAUUAACGACGAGCUCCACUUCAGAGCUCAAAGAGCUUUAACCAUCCUCACCACGGAGCCUGAGAAAGCCGACAAACGGUGGUGGACGAAACUUGUAAAAUCAUAGUAAAUUGUAAGUAAAAAAAACUCCAAACGCUACACAC
Marchantia polymorpha subsp. ruderalis is the source of this 4115-nucleotide messenger RNA. NCBI's taxonomy places the organism in Eukaryota, Viridiplantae, Streptophyta, Marchantiopsida, Marchantiales, Marchantiaceae. The record is from the annotation of a GenBank genome assembly.